Molecule: messenger RNA, 774 nt
Organism: Fulmarus glacialis (Northern fulmar)
Lineage: Eukaryota; Metazoa; Chordata; Aves; Procellariiformes; Procellariidae
Gene: EIF6
Product: eukaryotic translation initiation factor 6
Biological process (GO): maturation of 5.8S rRNA; assembly of large subunit precursor of preribosome; cytosolic ribosome assembly
Cellular component (GO): cytosol; nucleolus; preribosome, large subunit precursor
Molecular function (GO): ribosomal large subunit binding
Source: RefSeq, a predicted model, not a curated record
GAAACAGACAUGGACUGUUGGUCCCGAGCAGUACGACAGACCAAGAGCUUCAACAUAUCCGCAAUAGCCUUCCAGAUUCUGUGCGAAUUCAACGAGUAGAAGAGCGGCUCGCAGCGCUGGGCAAUGUCACUACCUGCAAUGACUAUGUAGCUCUUGUUCAUCCAGAUCUUGACAGGGAGACAGAAGAGAUCUUGGCAGAUGUACUGAAGGUUGAGGUUUUCAGACAAACGGUAGCAGAUCAGGUGCUGGUAGGAAGUUACUGUGUUUUUAGUAACCAAGGAGGAAUUGUGCACCCCAAAACUUCAAUUGAUGAUCAGGAUGAACUGUCUUCGUUGCUCCAGGUCCCACUCGUGGCUGGAACGGUGAAUCGUGGCAGCGAGGUCAUAGGAAUGGUUGUAAAUGACUGGUGUGCCUUCUGUGGGCUGGAUACAACCAGCACUGAGCUCUCUGUCAUCGAGAGUAUCUUCAGGCUGAACGAAGCUCAGCCAAGUACCAUUGCUACCAACAUGAGAGACUCCUUGAUUGACAGCUUGACAUGAGCAGUGUUGGCUCCUACUUUCCAGAAAGCUCCUAAGGAGUGAAGUGUCAAGCUGCACUUUGGAUUACAGACAUCUAGACCUUCUGAUGUUGUUUCUGCAGGCCUAGCCCAAGGAAGAGUCUACAAAACCAACUUUUCAUAGUGUUUUGUAAACUAAGUAUUAUUACAAAAACUGACAACAUACAUAAGUUACAAAUAAGUAAUGCUCUCUAUCCCUUUGCUGACGUUUUCCAGUU